UCGGUCUUUCUAUUUUCAAAGUUAUAGAGGUGUGGAGUUCUCAUUCGAGCUAAGGCUAGAAUCCGAUUCCAUCGCGACUUCGAGCAACCCACAUCCUUAUAAACGUCAAUAAGAGUGAAAAACUUUAAAUUAUUGGAACAAUGGCCCAAACAUCAGAACUUGCAUGUGUAUACAGUGCUUUGAUCCUCCAUGAUGAUGAUGUCCCUAUUACGGCUGAAAAAAUCCAGAAGUUGAUUAAGGCAGCAAAAGUUAAUGUAGAGCCUUUCUGGCCAGGACUUUUUGCCAAGGCUUUAGAGGGAAGAAACAUUGGUGACUUGAUCUGCAAUGUUGGCAGUGCCCCAGCUGCUGGAGGAGCCCCUGCUGCAGCAGCAGGAGGAGCCGCAGCAGAUUCCAAAGAGGAGAAGAAGGAAGAAAAGAAAGAAGAAUCAGAAGAAGAAUCUGAUGAUGACAUGGGCUUCGGUCUAUUUGACUAGAUGAACUCUGGUGUCAAAUGAUGUCAUUGUCAUGGUUCAUGUAUACUGAUUUAUAUGUGGAUGAAAAUAUAACUGCAACACAA
Rhopilema esculentum is the source of this 556-nucleotide messenger RNA. Its product is annotated as large ribosomal subunit protein P1. NCBI's taxonomy places the organism in Eukaryota, Metazoa, Cnidaria, Scyphozoa, Rhizostomeae, Rhizostomatidae. The record is from RefSeq and is a predicted model, not a curated record. Gene Ontology annotation, cellular component: ribosome; cytosolic large ribosomal subunit. Gene Ontology annotation, molecular function: structural constituent of ribosome; protein kinase activator activity; ribonucleoprotein complex binding. Gene Ontology annotation, biological process: translational elongation; cytoplasmic translation.